CAAACGCAUGCGCAGCUGCAGAGCUCGCGGUUUCGGAGUUAUCGCUGAGAAAAACACACACCCCAAGAUUAUAAAAUCAUGCCGAUUUCUUGUUCAGCUAUCGACUGCUCAAACCGCUUUGUCAAGGGAUCGGAGAUCAGAUUCUACAGGUUUCCAAUCAGUAAGCCUCAGCUGGCAGAGCAGUGGGUACGAAGCCUCGGAAGGAAAAACUUUGUUCCCACUCAGAACUCCUGCUUGUGCUCUGAGCAUUUUCAGCCCGACUGCUUCCGUGACUAUAAUGGAAAACUGUUUCUCAGAGAGGAUGCUGUGCCUACUAUUUUUACCAACUCUGGAGGAGAUGGCACCAAGAUUGAGUUAAGAAGAAACAGAGGGGGAAUAGUUGGAAAGGAGGUCAAUGAAUCCAAUGCUGCUUUCAAACAAAUGACAAAAGAUAGAAGACAACCCAUUAGAGACUCGAGUCUGAAGGGCAGAGGUCCAAAUGAGAGGAGACGAGCAGGGGGAAAGCUCUCAUCAGGUGACAGGCAGUCCCUGUCUGUCAAGAACAAGGUGUAUGACAGCAAAGGCCUGCUGAUCUCAUGUGGGAAGGAUCUGUGUGACUGUCUGGACAUAGACUGCAUGGGCUGCUUUUAUCCGUGUCCUGAGUGCGGCUCACGGAAGUGUGGCGUGGAGUGCAGGUGUGACCGAAAAUGGCUGUACGAGCAGGUGGAAGUAGAGGGAGGAGAGAUUAUUCGCAACAAGUUUGCUAAUUAGAAAAUCAGAUAGGAGACCAAGAAGACAUCACUUCUGUUUCUGAGAUGCGUGUGGACAUUGCAGAAGUAUUGGGUUUGCAUUGUAUAUUUUUUUACUUUUUUAUCUAAGGAUAGAAUUUAUUUGAAAUGCUUGUUGCAUUUUCAAUGUUUCUACAGCUGUGUUUUCUAUUUUAUCCUUCCAGGAUUUUCAGCUCGUUUUGUCAUUCGUAUUGUAUUAAUGUUUGUCUUUUCUCUUGAAAUUUCCUUGAACACAAAAAUAAAUGCAGAAUUUAAGUAAUGCGUUUAGUGCUGCAAUACUGUUUGUCUUUUCUCUUGAAAUUUCCUUUAAUGCAAAAAUAAAUAAAUAAAUGUAGAAUGCAGAGUGUUUAG
Messenger RNA from Triplophysa rosa, 1118 nucleotides. It is a transcript of the gene arl14ep, whose product is annotated as ADP-ribosylation factor-like 14 effector protein. NCBI's taxonomy places the organism in Eukaryota, Metazoa, Chordata, Actinopteri, Cypriniformes, Nemacheilidae. The coding region runs from base 79 to 750 and encodes 223 amino acids. Gene Ontology annotation, cellular component: intracellular membrane-bounded organelle. The transcript is spliced from 5 exons. The record is from RefSeq and is a predicted model, not a curated record.